AUGGCACUUUAUCCAUAUGGUCUGAUGCCAAUUCCAGAGAAUGAAACUAUCUUAUUCUCCAAUCAAGCAGUGCUAAUGGAGCCAAUCAUUCCAUACAAGUCUCCCUCUUCGAUCUGGAAAUGCUCUCACCCGGACUGUAUUGCAUAUCCACGCUCUAAGAGAGCCAUUCUCUGUCGAGCAGUGCAGCGACCUCUCCGAGCAUUUAUAUUCAUUCUUGGCAUCCUCACUCUUGCAUGGCAAUGCUUCCUUUAUGUCUUUCAACAUGAUCUCGCCUUGGAUGUUUUCCCCGGUGAACGCCACUCGAGUCUUUCCAACUGGUCUAACUACGGCGUCAUCCCCGUACCAUGCAACUCGCACAACGACUACUGGCGUCAUAUUCCCCUACUCUCAGCACUUCGUGCGGGAUGUACCGGCGUCGAGGUUGACGUCUGGCCAUGGGGAAGUGAUAUACUAGUAGGCCAUUCACGUUCCACAGUCCUCCGGGGAACCCUACAGAGCCUCUAUCUUGACCCGCUACUCAACAUGCUCAACACACACAAUGCACCUCCUUCUCGCAACUGGUCGAAAGUUACGAGUCAGGAAAUGGUCGGAUUGUUUUCCUAUGACCCAAAACAGACCCUGACCUUGCUCAUUAAUUGCAAAACCGAAGGUGAUCGGACCUGGCCUCUUCUUGUUGAACAGCUGAAUCCGUUGCGUGGAAAGGGCUACCUGACUCACUUCAAUGGCUCGGAUGUUGUGUACGGCCCAAUUACUGUCGUCGUUGGUGGAGAUGCGCCUUUGCAUAUGAUCGUCGAGAACUCGACCUACCGCGACAUCUUUUACGAUGCACCUCUUGGCAACUUGACAUUUUCCACUGGAAUAACGGCAGAUUACAACAAAAUAAUGGAUUCCACCUAUAACCCAUCCAAUAGCUAUUAUGCAUCAACGGAUUUCCGCAAAGAUAUUGGGCCUCUCUCUCUUGGCCGUCUGUCGGAUACUCAGCUUGCUAUUCUUCGGAGGCAGAUACAUGCUGCUCAUGAGUUGGGAUUGAAGGUACGGUAUUGGGGAACUCCCACCUGGCCAAUUGGACUGCGGGAUCAUGUUUGGCAUGUACUGGUGCACGAGGGUGUGGAUGUGUUAAAUACAGAUGAUCUACGUGGUGCAACUAAGCAGGACUGGAAGCCUCGCCACUGGUGGCAGUGGUGGGUAUAA
Penicillium verrucosum is the source of this 1191-nucleotide messenger RNA. RefSeq lists its product as uncharacterized. NCBI's taxonomy places the organism in Eukaryota, Fungi, Ascomycota, Eurotiomycetes, Eurotiales, Aspergillaceae. Gene Ontology annotation, biological process: lipid metabolic process. The record is from RefSeq and is a predicted model, not a curated record. The transcript has 2 exons. Bases 1 to 1191 code for a protein of 396 amino acids. Gene Ontology annotation, molecular function: phosphoric diester hydrolase activity.